This is a messenger RNA of Erythranthe guttata (spotted monkey flower), 914 nucleotides long. RefSeq lists its product as uncharacterized. The record is from RefSeq and is a predicted model, not a curated record. Lineage: Eukaryota; Viridiplantae; Streptophyta; Magnoliopsida; Lamiales; Phrymaceae.
AUCUCCGAUCCAUUACAUUAUUAUCAACUCCAGUCUUCAUGCAACUUCAACAAAACAAAAACCUUUUUCAAUAACCCAAUUUUUUUUAAAAAAAAAAACGUAAUUUACAUUACAAUUGGUAUAUUCAAUCUUCGUAAUGGCGCCAAACAGGGACUCCAGUUUUAUCGAGAGCUUGACCAAAAACACCACCAACAACAACGUUAAUUACCAAAAGCCCCCCAAACUCUCAAUGGACACCCUCCAACGCACCAUCUCCGACAUUUCAUUCCAGCUCAUCAGCCAGGACUCAUCGGAAGAAACCGACGACCACCAGCCGCCGCCACUGCCGCCGAUAUCGGAGGUGGAGGAGGCCAAGUGCGAGUGCUGCGGGAUGUCGGAGGAGUGCACGCCGCAGUACGUGAAGAAAGUGCGGGAGAAGUACUGCGGGAAGAUGAUCUGCGGGCUUUGCUCGGAGGCGGUGAAGGAGGAGAUGGAGAAGAACGGCGGCAGCAGGGAGGAUGCCAUUCACGCGCACGUCAGCGCGUGCUCUAGGUUCAACCGGCUGGGCAGGGCUUUUCCGGUGCUGUGCCAGGCGGAGGCGAUGAGAGAGAUUUUCCGGCGGAAUGUUCGGGCGAAAUCAGUUAGCCCUAGAGAUAAAGGCGGAACGAAUAUUAUUAAUAAUACUCAGAAGAAAGCUGGGAUUUCGAGGAGUGCCAGCUGUAUUCCGGCUAUUACCAAGGAGAUGAAUAAUUAAUACUGAUAAAAUGAUCUGAUUAAUUACUUAAUUAAUUAAUUAAUUAAUUGCAUGCAGAAUGAGUUUUUAAUUGAUUAAUAUUAAGUUAGUUCUCUACUUGCAUUGUAACUAAUUAAUUAGUGUAUGUUGGAAUGGUGUUAAUAAUAAAUAUAAUAUAUAAUUUAAUACAAGUUUGUUUUGU